Messenger RNA from Angiostrongylus costaricensis, 898 nucleotides. The record is from the annotation of a GenBank genome assembly. NCBI's taxonomy places the organism in Eukaryota, Metazoa, Nematoda, Chromadorea, Rhabditida, Metastrongylidae.
UAUAAUCUCAUACCGCGCGCCAGCCAAUCUCUUAAGGCUUUUCAAGAUAUACCGAUGCUUGUUAUUUUUUUGUACCAGCAUCACAAAGCCGAUGUUUAUUCCGGUUCGCCGAAAGAUCAAACUAUGGAUCUGUUUUCAGGCGAUGGAGUUUUUGCUGUGUUGUCUUGACUUUCUGAGCAUACAGAUAUUGAGCGAACAGAAAGCAGACGAUAAAUACAAUAAGGCCUUGGCGGAUGAGUUCUACACAGCUCAGUCCAAAAUGUUGGCUUAUCUAAGCAUAAUGGGGAAGAUCCGAGAAGUAACAGCUUGCACCUUCCUGUUUAUGGAUCAAAUACUGGCCAACGGCGAUAGAUUUGUAAAUGGUGUCCUUUCCCUCCUUGAACAAUGUCCUGCAGAAUUAAUUGUUGUUAGAAAGGAUGUGCUGAUUACGUUAAAGUUCUUUUUCAUUUCGGAUUUACGUCCAAAAUUCAUUCAGCUUUUGCCUCGACUUCUAGGAUAUUUUUACCAAACCAUGGCAGAUUUUCUCCACCAUGUCAGAGCAUCUCUGUCGUUCGAUAUGCUCGCACAUGUUGCCUUUGUGUUCUGUCGUGAGCUGCACGACAAUUUGUUGCCGUAUCAGAUUCAAGUCAUCUGUGCAAGGAUGUUAAGUAGUGUGCUGGAGGGAUUGUCUAAACAUGGCAAGGAAGGAGAAGCGUCCAAUCAAGUUAAGCGUCGUCAAACAAGUUAUUUUUCCUUACAGACACGCGAUUUGGUUUUGAUGAUUCUCGAAAGCUUGGUAGUGAAGAUGAAAGUGAUCGCUGUUUAUCAUUUGCCUAUGCUUUUCAAGCAACACGGAGCCGAAAUUUGUUACGACUAUAAGUCCUGCGAUCGCGAUGGGUACGCUGUAUGCAGUUUUUAA